Molecule: messenger RNA, 1390 nt
Organism: Vigna angularis (adzuki bean)
Lineage: Eukaryota; Viridiplantae; Streptophyta; Magnoliopsida; Fabales; Fabaceae
Product: extensin-like
Exons: 2
Coding region: 9-1085 (358 amino acids)
Source: RefSeq, a predicted model, not a curated record
UGGCUCCAAUGUUCUGGGCACUUGCUUUGGGCUGUCUUUGCUUCUCACUAGCCUCAAUAAGUGCCCAAACACAAGGACAUGCUCCAUCAAAGUUGCCAACUUCAACCCCAACUGCACCAAUAACAGCAUCUUCUUCUCCCACUUCUUCUGCAAACAAAUCACCAACCAUAACUCACCCACCUGCAACUGCACCAGCAACUGUUAAACCACCACUUCCUAAGGUUGCAUCUCCAACAUCAUCUGUUCCUGUUCCUGUUCCUGUUAAAUCACCAUUUCCUAAGGCUACAUCUCCAACAUCUGCUCCUGUCAAAACACCACUUCCCAAGAUUACAUCUCCAACAUCUGCUCCUGUUAAAACACCACUUCCUAAAACUACAUCUCCCACAUCUGCUCCUGUUAAAACACCACUUCCUAAGAUUGCAUCCCCAAUAUCUGCUCCUGCUCCUGUCAAAACACCAGUUCCUAAGACCACAUCUCCCACAUCUGCUCCUGUCAAAACACCAGUUCCUAAGACAACAUCUCCCACAUCUGCUCCUGUUAAAACACCACUUCCUAAAACCAUAUCUCCAACAUCUCCUCCUGUUAAAUCACCACAUCCAAAAACUACAUCUCCAACAUCUGCUCCUGUUAAAACACCUGUUCCUAAGCCUGUUUCUCCAAAAUCUGCUCCUGUAAAAUCACCAGUUCCCAGGGCUAUAUCUCCAAUAUCUGCUCCUGUAAAACUACCGGUUCCAAAGAUUAUAUCUCCAACACUUGCUCCGGUGAAAUUACCAGUUCCUGAAGCCAUAUCUCCAGCAUUUGCUCCUGUUGAAUCGCCAGUUCCAGUGACUGCAUUUCCAAUAUCUGAUCCUUUUCCAUAUCCUGAUCCCAUAGUUACAGCUCCAAUAUCUCCUCCAGUGAAACUACCAACUCCACGAGUUAAACCAUCAUCAUUAGCUCCUGCAAAAUUACCAAUCGCCAAGGUUUUACCACCGCCAUCUCCUCCUUUGAAAUCACCACCUCCCAUUGCGAAUAGUGCAGCAGGGAAAAAGAUAUGGUGGAGUAUUGGAGUAGCUAUUUCCAUUUUGUUAUCUGUCAGCAUUUGAGACGAGCACCAGCUCCUACAUAAGUCUUAUGUGACCACCAUGGAUUCACCCUAAAUGAUAAAUUGUGAUCAUUUUUUUUUCUUUGCUUCAAAUACGAAUGAAAGAGUUAUUAUUUAAUAAUCAGGAAAUUCAGUUAACUUCUGAAGGCCUUAUUUGUGUUUGACUAAGAACCUUGAUGUGAUUAUAAGCUAAACUGAAUUUUACAUUUCAGAGAGGGAGUAUAAACAAGAUAUCCAUGUUUGAUAUGAUGAACUCUAAAAUAUUCCAUGUAGAAUAUUAUAUAAUAUUAUUCCUCUUUUAAUUAU